Molecule: messenger RNA, 1888 nt
Organism: Ilex paraguariensis (yerba mate)
Lineage: Eukaryota; Viridiplantae; Streptophyta; Magnoliopsida; Aquifoliales; Aquifoliaceae
Source: the annotation of a GenBank genome assembly
GCAUUUGGUGACGUAUUGGGCAGUGAUGCUUACGAAGUAACCAACCAGUAACAUAGAAACUUCUCCGAACUUCCUUCCUCGAAAGAUCACUACGGAAUUGACCUAAUAAAAAGCUUGCUGUUUCUUUGUCGAUGACUCUAAAGAUAGAUACACCCAAUGGCCGCUAAACUCAUGAUACAGAAAUUUUUUGCAUCGAUCCAUGUCUGUUGAUUCGGCAUCGUCGAGUACUUCACUUGCUCCUGGGUUUCGAUUCCACCCAACUGAUGAAGAACUGGUUCGCUACUACCUCUGGCGUAAGAUCUGUCGGAAACCCUUCCGCGUCGACGCCAUCUCCGAAAUCGACAUCUACAAAGCCGAGCCUUGGGACCUCCCAGGUAAGUCAAGGCUGAAGACUAGGGACUUGGAGUGGUACUUUUUCAGUGUGCUUGAUAAGAAAUAUGGAAAUGGAUCAAGGACAAACCGUGCAACUGAAAGAGGGUAUUGGAAGACAACGGGGAAGGAUCGUGCUGUAUACCAUAGGUCGAAGACUGUGGGAAUGAAGAAAACUUUAGUUUUCCACAGUGGUCGGGCUCCACGGGGCGAGAGGACUAAUUGGGUCAUGCAUGAGUACAGGCUCAUUGAUGAGGAGUUGGAGAAAGCUGGAAUUCUUCAGGAUGCAUUCGUGCUGUGCCGAGUAUUUCAAAAGAGUGGUUCGGGGCCGAAGAAUGGGGAGCGGUAUGGGGCGCCAUUUAUUGAGGAGGAGUGGGAGGAGGAUGAGUUGGAUGUGAUCCCGAAGGAGGAGGCUGCAGAGGAAGUGGUAGUUGCUGAUGAUGCGUACUUAGGUGGAAAUGACCUUGAGCAGAAAGCUGCUUCUUACCAGAUUCUUGGGACAAACUUUCCAUCAGAAGAUGCUACCCUUCUGCCAAACUUCUAUUUUGGGGAUAAUAGCAACUAUGCUGAGCAAUCAACACAGUUUAUUGAUAAUGCACAACAGCUCUUGGUGGGUGAGGAUCUAGAUCAUUGCAGUCUAGGACAGCCUGAUGACCAGAAGUUAUUUGAAUUGCCAGUGCAAUAUGAUACGAAUGCAAAACCUGAGAAGCAAGAGCACAUUGGUGAAUCAAGCAAGACCAUGAAUCCUGUGGAUGUAGAUUACUUACUUGAUGAGCCAUUCUUGGAUGCCAGUGAUAACCCUCAAUUUGAUGAUGGAGCAUUUCUGGAAACUAAUGACCUUUCUCUUCCCCUUGAGGCAGAUCCCGUGGCUUAUGACAUGCUUGAAGAGUACCUUACCUAUUUCGAUGCAGAUGGUGACAAGUUGCAGUUCAUGGGUUUUGACUCUUCAAAUGUGAUGGAACAUGAGAAUCUUGUUUCUGAUCAAGCAUCACUCACCCAGGAGGUGAAUGGAGAAACCCAGGAAGUGGAUUGUUCGAGCCAAAAGCUCUCAGAAGGACAUAGUAAUAGCAUUGCUUCCACUUCAAAGCAAGAGUUGACAAAAAUUGGAUCAGAUUUUCAGCACCCAUUCACCAAACAGGCUCAUCGCAUGCUGGGCAGUAUCCCUGCUCCACCUGUAUUUGCUUCAGAGUUCCCUACAAAAGGUGCAGCUCUUCAUCUGAAUUCUGCUUCUCAGUCUUCCAGUUCGGUCCAUGUUACUGCUGGUAUAGUCCAAGUAAGAAAUACAACUUUGAGUGGCAGUGGGACAGGCUGGUCGAUUGGUAAGCAUGAUUUCAAUGUUGUUCUCUCUUUUGACCUGUCACGAGGUGAUGGUAAUGAUGCCAUUCUGGAGCCAAUGGUUAGCAUGCUCACUGGAAAGGCUGGUCCGGCGAUAUCUCAGGGUUGGUUUUACUUUAUAUUCAUGUGGGUCCUGAUUAUUUCCAUGAGCUUCAAGAUUGGGACCUGUAUUUGUGCCAAGUAA